Molecule: messenger RNA, 1023 nt
Organism: Physeter macrocephalus (sperm whale)
Lineage: Eukaryota; Metazoa; Chordata; Mammalia; Artiodactyla; Physeteridae
Gene: CNFN
Product: cornifelin
Exons: 4
Coding region: 596-973 (125 amino acids)
Cellular component (GO): cornified envelope
Source: RefSeq, a predicted model, not a curated record
GGACAUCCCUGUCUUUCUCAAUACCCCCUGUGACCCACCCCCCUCUCUCAACCUGAUGGCACUGAGUUGAAGUUGGAAGUUCUGGGCGCCAGUACCCCCUUUACUAAACCUCUUGGCUGGGCCAUCAGAUGUGAGGCAUUUCUCUUCAGCUCACUGAGCCUCAGUGUGCUGUGAAAUGGGUUUGCAGAAAAAGAGUACUGGGCAGGUGUGAGUGUUACUGGUGGCACCUCUAUAGGCACCUACCUCUGAUCUCUUUCUCCCCUGGUCUCUGACUCUGCCUGUCUCUGUCUCUUGGUCUUUCUCUCCAGCUCUGCCUCUGGUAUGAGGAGGAUCCUCUGGGGUCUGUGGGCAGCUGUACAGAGAUGGGCGAGUUUCUCGCCCCCAACCCCAUACAACCCUAUCCCACGUCUCUCCUAGCCGGCAAGCUGAUUUGGCUCUUUCUCCCCAGCAUCCUUACCCCUGAGAACCCAGCCCCCAGUGCCCCUGCCCCUUGCCCUGACCUCCCCCAGUAUCCAGCAUCCCUUGGACAGAUUCUGACGCUGUCACCACUGCCACCUCUGCUGUCCCCAACGACCACCUCCUCAGGGCCAGCAAGAUGCAAUUUGAGAUGCACGACAACGUGAAAGGCAAAGCCAUGUCCUACCCAGUGACCAGCCAGCCCCAGGGUGCCAGCAGCUGCUGCUACCCGGCCCAGCCCAGUGACUGGAACACCAGCCUCAUGGACUGCUGCAAUGACAUGCCCAUCUGUCUGUGCGGCACUUUCAUCCCUCUGUGCCUCGCCUGCCGCAUCUCCGACGACUUCGGCGAGUGCUGCGGCACUCCCUGCCUGCCCGGAAGCCUGAACUCCCUGCGCACCGGCAUGCGCGAGCGCUACCGCAUCGAGGGCUCUAUCGGGAAAGACUGGGCGGCCCUCACCUUUUGUUUGCCCUGCGCCCUCUGUCAGAUGGCGCGGGAACUGAAGAUCCGAGAGUAAAGACGUUCCCCUCACCUUUCUCCUUUUCCACCGUCACGCCUGCCCUCCUC